UGAAACGACACCGUUGCAGUUGUUCCCUUAGCUCUGAGCAUUUUCAGAUUCUGGAAGUGGCGGCGAAGGCUACAUAGCGUUCUGCAUUCAGGCUCAUCACAGCAACAAUGGCAACUUCGAAGGUUUUGUGCAGAUUAUCAUGCCGGUUACAGGCUCUUGCUCACAGCAAGGUAACCAAACCAUCACUCUCUCUGCGACGCGUUUCUCUCAUUUCCCGGUUACCGGUGGAGUUGGGUAGCAUGGAGUCGCUGAUGCCGUUGCAUAGUGCGGUGGCUUCAUCUCGAUUAGUAUCAAGCUUGUCCAUUGAAUCUCUUGGCUGGGGAUUAGUUCCACAAGGUAUUUCCAUGCCUUUAUGAUGGUGUAUGUCUGCAGUAAGUUCUCAUUCAAGGCAGCAUUUCCAUUUGAUGACAGACAGGAGGGGUCAUGUGAUGUUUUCAUUCUGAAUUCUGAUCGAAUCUUGAAGCUUUUUGACAUAGGAUCCCUCAUUUGAUAUCUUUGAGGAACAUUAAGUGUAACUGAUGUUGCUUACUCAUUCAGUUGAUUCCUUUUAUCUUCA
Molecule: messenger RNA, 556 nt
Organism: Lotus japonicus
Lineage: Eukaryota; Viridiplantae; Streptophyta; Magnoliopsida; Fabales; Fabaceae
Product: protein NONRESPONDING TO OXYLIPINS 2, mitochondrial-like
Exons: 3
Coding region: 108-356 (82 amino acids)
Cellular component (GO): mitochondrion
Source: RefSeq, a predicted model, not a curated record